AAAGAAAACACUGCCAAACCAAAUAACGUAUCUAGCGGUUGGGUUUUCUAGCUGAAACAUCACACCAUUGUAUGGGGUAUAAGGUUUUUCCUUUUCUUUUCGCAUCAAGAUCCAUCAUGACACUAACUCCCGAUGGAUGUAGCACGGAUUAACAUAAAAGAAGACUAGCUCUUUGAUCGCUUCGUAGGGGGGAAGAUGUCCAAUAUACUUGAUGCAGCGUCCAGAGUGAAAUGGGACCGGAAGACUGCAGCGAAGCGAGCUAUCUUUCUCGCGGCCGCUGCCUACGGGGUGAAAACCCUGUACCCCAUCGUCUGCAGACAAUUCGUGAAACGGAAAGAAUGCAAGAAUAACAGGGGGUCUAAAGGAGAGGAAAAUGGCUCGACGGUUGGCGUUAAAUCACAAACAGAUGCACUGAGUCAUAAAAAGUCGCCUGGGGUAAACGCAGAAUUUUUUAAGCAGAUACUUGAACUGAUCAAAAUCCUAUUUCCAAAGCUUGUCUCCAAAGAGCUCGGAUUGCUAUCUCUGCAUUCGGUCGCGUUGAUUUCCCGGACAUUUCUGUCUAUCUAUGUCGCUGGCUUGGAUGGCAAGAUUGUGAAAACAAUCGUUGAGAAAGAACCACGCAGCUUCAUCAUCCAACUGAUGAAAUGGCUCCUUAUUGCCAUCCCGGCCACAUUCGUGAACAGCGUCAUCCGCUACCUCGAGUGCAAGCUGGCCCUCGCCUUCCGCACUCGGCUAGUGGACCAUGCCUACACCACCUAUUUCACAGACCAGACCUACUACAAAGUCAGCAACAUGGACGGGAGACUGACCAACCCGGACCAGUCUCUUACCGAGGACGUAAUGAUGUUUUCCCAAUCCGUGGCGCAUCUCUACUCGAACCUCACCAAGCCCAUCUUGGAUGUGAUACUCACCUCCUACACCCUCAUCCAGACGGCCCGGUCCAGGGGGGCCAACGCCAGCGGGCCGACCCUGCUGGCCGGGCUGGUGGUGUUUUGCACGGCCAAGGUUCUGCGGGCCUGCUCGCCGAAAUUCGGAAAACUAGUAGCUGAGGAGGCCCACAGGAAAGGCCAUUUGCGCUAUGUGCAUUCCAGGAUAAUUGCCAAUGCAGAAGAGAUAGCCUUCUACAGGGGUCACAAGGUGGAGAUGCGUCAGCUGCAGAAGUGCUACCGGGCCCUGGCAGAGCAGAUGAACUUGAUCCUGUCCAAGCGUCUGUGGUACAUCAUGAUAGAGCAGUUCCUCAUGAAGUACGUGUGGAGUAGCUGUGGACUGGUCAUGGUGGCUGUGCCCAUCAUCACCGCUACCGGCUUCGCUGACAGCGAGACUGCCGACGGUCAGACUCAGGUGCUGGUGAGCGAGAGGACAGAGGCUUUCACUACCGCACGCAAUCUCCUGGCCUCUGGAGCUGACGCCAUCGAGAGGAUCAUGUCCUCCUACAAAGAGGUCACAGAGCUGGCGGGCUACACGACGCGUGUCUACAACAUGUUCCUGGUGUUUGGCGAGGUGCAGAGGGGCGUGUACAAGCGCUCAUCCACAUCGACCACGGGAACAGGAGAGAAGAAGAACGUGGCCAGACCAGAGAUGCACAUCGACGGGCCUUUGGAAAUCAAAGGAAGAGUCAUCGAUGUGGAUAAUGGCAUCGUGUGUGAGAGUGUCCCUAUCAUCACUCCCAAUGGAGACAUAGUGGUCUCCAGCCUCAACUUCAAGGUGGAGGAAGGUAUGCACCUGUUGAUCACAGGUCCUAACGGCUGUGGGAAGAGUUCUCUGUUCAGGAUCCUCAGUGGGCUGUGGCCUGUGUAUGGGGGGCUGCUGCACAAACCCUCCCCACAACACAUGUUCUACAUACCACAAAGGCCGUACAUGUCCAUUGGGACCCUGAGAGACCAGGUGAUCUACCCAGACUCUUUAAAAGAUAUGCAUGACAGAGGCUACAGAGACAAGGACCUGGAGGUCAUACUAGACAUCGUUAACCUCAACCAGAUAGUGACUCGCGAGGGCGGUUGGGAUGCAGAGAUGGACUGGAAGGACGUGUUGUCUGGGGGAGAGAAACAGAGAAUGGGUAUGGCUCGCAUGUUCUACAACAGGCCAAAGUAUGCCCUGUUGGAUGAGUGCACCAGUGCUGUCAGCAUUGACGUGGAGGGAAAAAUAUUCCAGGCUGCAAAGGAUGCUGGGAUAUCCUUACUGUCAAUCACCCACAGGCCCUCCCUCUGGAAGUACCACACCCACCUGUUACAGUUUGAUGGUGAGGGAGGAUGGAGGUUCGAGCAGCUGGACACCGCUACGCGUCUCUCCCUGACCGAGGAGAAACAGCGCCUCGAGUCCUCACUUGCAGGAAUACCCAAGAUGCAACACAGACUCAACGAACUCUGCAAGAUCCUGGGAGAGGACUCAGUCCUCAAAACAGCCGACGCAGCAGAGGAGUGAAAGAAGAAGAAUGAAAGAAAAAACGAGAUGGAUGUUUCUAAAAGUCAAAGUAAUUUUUUUUUCUGUUUCAACGCACACCAACCGCAUAUUCCCAUACGUUUCCAGUGUUGGGGUUGAGUUUUAAGAAUUAAUCAACAAUGUUGUUUUAUAGAUGUUUUCAUCGCUGGAAAUGGUUGAGAGACUUAAAAUCUCUGACAAGCUGAGACUAACAUUUUAUUUGGUUGAACAAUGAAGUAAAAUAAUUUUUCAUUUCUAGCACUUUACUCAAUUUGAGGAAAUGUAAAUUUUUUAUGCUGCUGAAGAAGUAGGCUAAUGCUUUUUUUUUUUGAGACAGUAUUUUCCUUCUUUUAUUGUGUAGAUUUGUUUGUGUUAUUAAAAAAACUAAUAUGGACCUGAAAAGGCGCAACGCUCGCCAUUAAAAAUUCGUAGUUUUAUUAGAAAAGUUUAAAAAAGAUUGACGUUUUGGCCUUUAAUAGCUUUCUACGUCAAUCUUUUAAACGUUGCGUCUUUUCCUGCCCAAUGAUGUCUACACAUUUUUAGGUUUCACCUCUACUCCCUUUGGUUGAGCACCCUCUACUUCUUUCUGUAAAAGAAAAACUACUAGAAAGGUCAUUGGAUGAAAUGAAACAAUGAUCAUCAAGUUUUUACAAUCAUAUCAAGUUAUUCAUUAAGGUUAGGCUAAUAAGCAUACAGUUUUAAAGGUAGCCCAACUGCUCAAAUUUAAAGUACCACAGCUGCGAUAAAUGAGUGUCCCUUUCUGUUAUCUCAGCCACUGGCGCUGGGUUAUAUCAUAAGGACAUCUUCCUUAUAACAUUACUGAAUGUGUUGUUCACAGGUUAUCUCCUCAGAACUGCGGUAUAGUAAUAUAUUCAAAAUACCUCAGUAGCUUUCAAGUUAUCUGGCUCUGCAUUUUAAAUAACACCCUUCCCUAGACCUAUAUAGUGCACUACUUUGACCGCAGCCCUGAUUUGUCUUUGUUAGUGGCUAAGAGAUGGUUUUCUUAGGAGCUAUUAUUGGACAUUGGUGCAUUAGUGACAGAGCUGUUGGUCUGUUGCUAUAGACUUCUGGUUUACUGAACAAAUACAAUGGAUUUCAAGGCAUUUUGUCUUGUCUCCAGCAGAGCACAGCAGGAAUCGGACUGGGCUCGCUCACACAAACGCACGCAAACGCGCGCACACACACACACACACACCACCUGGCAAAGCUCUACUCACUAUCACUAGGGUAAUAUCUGUGUAACAGGGUGUUUUGUGUUGUCUCAGUCUACAAUCUUCACCCCUAUAAAAAAUAUGUCACAUCUUCGGCAAGAGGUUUACAUUGUGUUUUACAAUAACCACUGUUGUUUUCCGUUGUAGUUCAGUAUGGUUUACUUGGUUGCUGAGUUUAAUUAACUGUUGUUAUAUCCACCCACACUAAAAUCAAUCUAGUUCAACAAUUCAUAUUUGUUACCAGCGACCUAUCUCAGACUGUAUACUGUGAACUUUGUUGUUUCUUUUUUUGAUAAUGUCAUAAAAUGUAUUUUUAAUGUAGUAAUUUUAGAGUUUGAUUAUGCUGCCUCUGUUCACACCUGUGUAUGUACAGUAAAUAUUCUGCUGAACAAAGCUGUCAUCUCAGCUCUGCUGAGGUUACUGUAGGUCAAAUCCAAGACCAGUCCUUCUAGUACUGUAGCCUUAUAGCCUGGCUGUGUUAGUGUAUCCCCUAUACCAAGGUUCUCCAACUGGCGUUCCGCGGGCAGGUGAUUUUUUUUUUUGGGGGGGACAAGUGAUUUUAAUUUUGGAAAUUUGUUACAAAGUAUUCCCACGCAUAAUAGAGGGAUAUAUUUGAUCCUAUACAGAAAUGAGUAUGUUUUAGUCAAAUAUUAUAUCUGUUUGGGCUUCUUGCGGUCCAUUUGCAGUCUACAAAUGAUUUGUAAUUAUGUUCCGGCCCCCUGACCAUCCACUCAAGAAAAAAUAAGCCUGCGGCUGAAUCUAGUUGAUUAUCCCUGCCCUAUACGGUAUAUUCAAUCAGUGAUAUCUAUAAACAUUGGGUAUACUGAUUGGGUGGCACAUACAGUGGCUUGUGAAAGUAUUCACCCCCCUUGGCAUUUUUCCUAUUUUGUUGCCUUACAACCU
This is a messenger RNA of Coregonus clupeaformis (lake whitefish), 4532 nucleotides long. RefSeq names its product ATP-binding cassette sub-family D member 2. The coding region runs from base 196 to 2421 and encodes 741 amino acids. Gene Ontology annotation, biological process: long-chain fatty acid import into peroxisome; very long-chain fatty acid catabolic process; peroxisome organization. The record is from RefSeq and is a predicted model, not a curated record. Gene Ontology annotation, cellular component: peroxisomal membrane. Gene Ontology annotation, molecular function: ATP binding; ABC-type transporter activity; ATP hydrolysis activity. NCBI's taxonomy places the organism in Eukaryota, Metazoa, Chordata, Actinopteri, Salmoniformes, Salmonidae. The transcript has 10 exons.